AUGCCAUUUCAGUCUGCGCUUCCGGGCCCCGGCCCACUUCAGUUAAGGGCAGGGCGAGGACGUUUCGAGGAUGACGAGAUGAGGGCAGCGGUUGCGGCCGCCCAGGAAGUGAGCAGCACUUUUGGGGCAACUCCGGCCAACCUGCCGACGGCGCAGACCCCGAGCCAUGCGCUGAACUUGCUGGCGCCGCUUAUCCGCUGGACGGGACAGCUCUUGCGGACGGGUCCCGAAGAUGAAGUACCACCCAUCCAUGUAGAUGAGGACUACAGGCAGUCCUUGAUUCAGCUGAUGAAGCUCUUCCCCUACUCGCUGCAGCAUCUUGAGUUAAUUGGAGCCGGGCCGGCCGAGCUUAUCCAGGCAGGCUUCUCUGCACGGCAGCUUUGCGAGGCUGGCUUUUCCUGGAAUGCCCUGCGAGGUGCUGGGCUGACACUGCGAGAGCUGCGCCAUGCAGGCUACCUGGCCGAAGACUUCCUAUCCGGCGCUGUGGACCUUCGGGAGCUGAGAUCCUUGGGCUUCAGCGCCCGAGAGCUGCGCGAGUCCUUGGGUCCAACAGCAGCUCGGGAGCUGCGUGCCGCAGGCUUCACAGCCACGCAGUUGAAGCUUGCAGACUUCGACGCCUGGCAGCUGGAGGAGGCUGGCUGCAGCAUCCCCGAAAUCCUGGAUGCCGGCUUUUGCGCCCAGCAAAUGCGCUACACUUCCCUCUCUGCCGAUGGUAUGAGGGACGCCGGCUUCGGAGCGAAAGAACUUUGGGAGGCAGGGUCUACUUUUGAAGCCAGGCUCAUUACAUACAUAUGA
Symbiodinium sp. CCMP2592 is the source of this 795-nucleotide messenger RNA. Lineage: Eukaryota; Dinophyceae; Suessiales; Symbiodiniaceae. The record is from the annotation of a GenBank genome assembly.